This is a messenger RNA of Triticum dicoccoides, 1579 nucleotides long. RefSeq lists its product as uncharacterized. The coding region runs from base 710 to 1261 and encodes 183 amino acids. Lineage: Eukaryota; Viridiplantae; Streptophyta; Magnoliopsida; Poales; Poaceae. The transcript has 2 exons. The record is from RefSeq and is a predicted model, not a curated record.
GCGCACCCACCCCCGCACUACCCACCUUCUUCCCCGCACGGCCCACGACCCAACCUCCCUCUCUACCUUCUACCGCUGACACAGCUCACCACCCUCGCCACAAUCCCCUCCCGCACUGCCGCCCUGAGCCUCCACCGUCGCGCAACCCCACGCGCUCCUCCACCUUCUUCCCUGUCAGGGCCACUGCGCCACCAGAACCACCGCUCCCCCACCUUCUUCUCUGCCGGGGCCCCCGCACCGCCAGAAACCCCACUCCCCACCUUCUUCCUGGCACCGCCGCCGCCAGAUCUCCCGUGCCCCGGCCACCGUGGCUCCAACCACCGUCUCCCCGCUCCGCCCCUCCCCUGGCCACCAGCACUUCCUUCGCGCAAAAAGGGCCGCCGAGCACCGCAUCCGGCCGUGGGUUCGCGAUGAGAAUCCACCGGAUCCGGCCUCCCAGAUGGCUGCGGCCGUGGAGCGUCGAGGUCACCGUGGCCCUCUCCUCCCCAGAUCCGGUGAGCCCCUCAUGGCCCUCUCCUCCCCAGCUCGUGCGCCGAUGGCGACAUCCAGCGGGUCAGGGCGAACCUCAUCCGGCUUCUUCCCCCGCCGGCACCGCAGCUGGUCGCACCUCUUGGUGCCCCUCGGGCUGAUCUCGCGCCGCCCCUGCCCAGCAUCACCCAUCCCCCACGCCCAGAUCCGCCAUUCGUCCUCGAUCUAGAUCAAGUCGACGAUGAGCCCUCUCCUCGUGGCGGUCUCCGGCGAGACCCUCAUCUGCGCCACCCGUAGGUACUCGGGCGCCACCCCACCACGUGCAGCUUGGUCGUGGCCCCCGUGCAACUCGAUCAUGGCCCCCGUGCAGCUCGGUUGCGGCCCCCGUGCAGCUUGGAAAGGGCCCCUGUCUUCGUGCAGACGACGUGACGAGGAGAUCCGGCAGUCUGCGGCCAGCGGGUGGCGGCUGCCUCUGUCCUCCUCUUCCCCUACGCCCGAGCAGCAACAGGAAGAUGGCGUUGCUGUGAAGUGCGCCUCUGUUUGCAGUUCCGUUGGUGCCUUUGCCACGCGAGAUGCAGGUGGCUCCCCUCUCUCUGUAACCUGUCUCCACCUACCUUCCAUUGACGAUGAUUCAGUGGAGGAUGACACCACGACGAGCAGAGGAGGGGCUCCACCCCCAGCUCCCGUGCAGUUCACUCGACGCAUCCGUGCUGUGCGGAGCGCAUCAGCGUGCAUCACUGGCUGUGUGUGCAGUGCUCACCUGAUGCGAUUCAGUUUUUUCUGGUGUGUUUAGUUUUACAGUGUGGUGCAGCUCACUCUUGUUUUGUUUUGCAGCUCACUUUUUUUUCUCCUAGAAAUCAUCUACAGUGCAACACUCACUAAAGAAAGAGAAGAGAACAUCGAUGUUCAUUUGAAGUUUGAUUUGUUGUUUAUGGGAAACACAUAGAGAAAAAGGGUACUAAGAAUGGAUGGUCAUUUUGUAUAAGCAAGUCUUUCCCUAGUGGAGUUUUGUUGGGUACUGCAACGUCGAUUCUGCUGUGUACUAGAUGCUUGUGUGGCUGUGUAAAAAAUAAUGAGUGCAUAUGUAUGUUUUUAAGUUCACUUUGUUCUA